Dermacentor silvarum is the source of this 8014-nucleotide messenger RNA. It is a transcript of the gene TH1, whose product is annotated as negative elongation factor D-like. Gene Ontology annotation, biological process: negative regulation of transcription elongation by RNA polymerase II. Gene Ontology annotation, molecular function: RNA binding. The record is from RefSeq and is a predicted model, not a curated record. Gene Ontology annotation, cellular component: NELF complex; nucleus. NCBI's taxonomy places the organism in Eukaryota, Metazoa, Arthropoda, Arachnida, Ixodida, Ixodidae.
CAAGUCAAUUUACAGUUAGCUUUUUGUUUUGGUUGACGCAACGCGUUGGUUGAAGACGAGUGUGGAAAGUGAACCCGAAUAUUCUGUCCCGGUAGAAGAUGGAAGAAUUCGACGAAGAAAGGACAUGGGAGGAAGGCGACGCCGAUUCGCCUCUGGGCGAAGAUCAGGAGGCUCUUGUCGAGCGAAUUCAACAGGAAUGCAUCGAGAAGUUCAGCAGCCUGGACUUCAUCAUGGAGCCCGGCAUAUUCGUGCAGCUGAAACGCUACUUCCAGGCGGGGGGCAACCCGGAGCAAGUCGUCGACCUGCUGCUGGAGAAUUACCAGGCAGUCGCCCAGACGGCGAACCUCCUGGCCGAAUGGCUCAUCAUGGCAGGGAUGAAGAUUACCGAGGUACAAGGCCUGGUGGAGGACCACCUGAAGGAGAUGAUCCUGAAGCACUUCGACCCCAAGAAGGCAGACUCCAUCUUCAACGAUGAGGGUGAGACGCCUGCCUGGCUGACGGAGAUGAUUGAACACCCCACGUGGCGCUCGCUCAUUUACAAGCUCGCCGAGGACUACCCCGACUGCCUCAUGCUCAACUUCACCAUCAAGCUCAUCUCCGACGCUGGAUUUCAGGCUGAAAUCACGUCCAUCUCGACAGCCUCGCAGCAGCUGGAGGUGUUCUCGUGUGUGCUUCGAACGUCCACGAACACCUUCCUCGAGGGGGGCGAGGAGCGCAUGAGCCAGAAUCUCACCGAGAUGACACGCAUGGUUUGCCACGGCGAGCACACCUAUCUGUACAGCCAGUCGGUACUGCACACACUUGCACAGGAGCCCCGCGGUGGUUCCAACGUCAAGCGGCUCUCGCAGGAGAUCAGCCGGUAUGCACAGCGCGCGGGCCACGACCCAACACCUAUCACGAUGGCAUUGAACGGCGCCGCAGCCUACCCGCGCGCCUGCCAGGCCUUGUCGGCCAUGCUGUCACGCGGUGCACUGAACCCGGCUGACGUGACGGUGCUGCACAAGAUGUACCAGGCACCCGACCCGCCGCCCGUCGAGCUGCUGCGCGAGCCGCACUUCCUGGACCUGCUACUUGACGCGCUGUUCCGGCCGGGCUCGCGCCUCAACCCAGAGCAUCGGCCCAAGUACGUGUUCCUGCUUGCCUACGCGGGCAGCGUGUACGAGACGCGUCGCAAGGGGGUGCGCAAGUCCCUGAAUCGGGACGAGCUGCGUGCCACGCAGCAGGCAGUGGAGAAGGUGCACGUGCUGUGCCAGGAGCGCCGUGGCUCGUCGGAGCUGGUGCCCGAGCUUGGGGCACUGUUCCAGGCAAUGCGCUACCCCGUGGUGGCCUUGGGAGUGGUGCACUGGGUGGAGCACACAGUGUCCGACUCCUCCUACUUCAAGCUGAGUACCGAGCACACGCCGCUGCACCUGGCUUUGCUCGACGAGGUGGUCGUCUGCCACACCACCCUGCACCAGAAGGUGCUGGACCUUCUGGUGCGCCUCUUUGAAUCCCCACCGCAUGAGGAGCUCGACGUGCUGGUUCAGCUGGAGCGACGCAAGAUGCUCUUAGACCGCAUGGUGCACCUGCUGAGCCGUGGGUGCGUCAUGCCAGUCGUCAGCUACGUCCGGGCCUGCUGGGAGCGGCAGGACACGGACGUGUCUCUCAUCCGUUACUUUGUCACCGAGGUGCUGGACGUCAUCGCACCCCCGUACACACAGGAGUUUGUCCAGCUGUUCCUGCCCCUGGCGGAGAGCGAGGAGAUCACGGGCAGCCUGCGCGCUGCGGCCGCGGCUGCAGAAAGCAGCGGGGCUUCCGGUGGAGGAGGUGGCAGCGGUGAGGGAGACGUAGUCUCCGAGUUUGUGGUACACUGCAAGGCAAACUACAUUGUCAUGAUGACCUGAGCAGUGCUGUUCUUUUGUGCAAGUAUUGCACUUUUCUUUCAGAGAUGGCACGGUGGUUUUCCUGCAGUGUGUUGCUGCCCAAGACAUGGCACUCAGCACAUUGUUGGAAUCUCGAUUGUGAGUGCAGUUCGUGAGGUUUUCAUGCAUGGAGCAAGUGUGUACUAUCGAACAUUAUUUUCAUAAGCUUGCCAACAUCUUGACACUUAGUGCUGACAUUGAUAGCGUGCCUUGGUGCCUUGUUUAGGGCAGUGAUACUUUGCCAGAGAGCCAACUUUGCACUUUUGAAAGAUUAGGCUUAUAUUUAGUGGCAGCGAAUUGUUGCUAUCUUGCUGCUUUUUUCUGUGAUGACUACGACACGGGCAGUGUUGCAGAGUAGGGAAGGGACUGUUCCACCAUAAACCAAUGGAGGUAUUGUUUUUUAGUUAAGUUCCCCUUUGCCCGUCUUUUCAUCAGGUUUAUGUAUAUAUACAUGUUCGUCUUUAACGGGUGUUUCAGCUAAGGCAUCUGAAAGUCCUUAAAGGUAAAGGAGUCGUUACAUUUUAGUUAUUUUUUGCAGCAGAGCUGUUAAGGAAAUUCCACAACAGUUUUUGAGUGGUGGCGUGGUUGGUGUCGAAUGUCAAGCCUGAAAAUAGCCGGUAUUGCAGCCUGUGUUGAAAAAUGCAGCGUAGCAUGAAACCAUAGUGGCCAUAUGACUAGGGCAUCGAUGAGAACGCACAGCCAGAUGCCAAUAUUGAUAAUGAACUGUCACUAACAACAGCCAGCAGUGACCGUAUAACCAUGGCGUCUAAAUGCGCUUUCAGAUGCUGACAUCAGAUAUAGUAGAAAGUAUGGAAGCUUGGAUAUAGUAUAGCAUUUGAAAAGACUUCAGUAUAGCAAAGGAAUUGCACAAGAUAUAGUGAAGCAUAUUAAAAUCUUGGGUACACUUAAGUCAAUCACAAAUCAGACCUCUAGGACUUCCGAAGGGCAUGAGAAGUCCCUUUAUACAGGCUUGCUGUCUUUGACGUAGGAGUUGCUCUGAUUUGCAUAAAUUUUCAAAGGCUUUGUGUUAUGGAUGUGCCUAACUACAGCGACAACCAUUAAUUAUGCAUAAGUUUACCCAUUUGAGGUGCUGAUUAACAAGAUCUUCGAUUAGCCUUUUAUUUAGCGUAGCUAUGCAGUCUGGGAGAACCUGAGGUGCUUGCAUGAUAAGAACAAGGUAAUGCUCCGAAUGUUUCCAGGCUUGUAUACUAACCAAGAAUACUUUGCGUGACAAGGAUAAGUGAGCUUUGCAACAACAGUGCAAGAUACUAGUCUAUCAGCAGUGGCGCAAUACACAUCAUAGAAUUGUAGCUGUGCUCUUGACAUGUUCAAUCUUGGUUUGGCAUGUCAGACAGGCUAUCAAUCACUACACUGUGGUAGUUAGUAUAAUUAUGGUCUUCAAAAUCUGGAAACUAUUAUGGACUACUCUGAAGGCAUGCUGCACUGUACUGUACAAGGGUGGGAAGAGGACAGGCAGCCUGCAAGUUUUACAUUGUAAAAGGACAGCAUAGCCAUUCUUAUUUCGAUGGCUCCUGCCACAGCCUCAAACUGAGGCUAGCAGUAUGUGUAAAUAAAGAAUAACUUUUAAAAAGUCCACUAUUGUGAUUUUGUUAAUCAGUGGCCCAAUUAGAAAAAAUGAGACAUUUUAAACUGUUUUCCACUGCCACUAGGGUCACCUCAUAAAGAUAACUCGAGUAUCUCAACUCGUCUAUCUCUAACCUUUCAUGGAUGAAUGUUGCCUACAGGCAACAAGUAAAAAAAACUUGUUUUUUUUUUCUUACUGAGUUUUGAUUUUGAGUAUGGUGUUUUUGGGUAAACGUCAUCAGCCAACACUGAAUGAUGAGCAGCAAUCAUCAUUUGUUGAAUUGGAGUGGGAACAGAGGAAGAGGAAGAAUAGUUUCAUGCGCAAUUUGCCUUCUUUUUCAAAGCACAAUCAGAGGAAAAAGACUGAUGCAAUAUCCGCAGCUUCACAGGUAUCGUGCAGGUAUUGCAGAGCAAAUGCAAUGUACACCUCUGUUUCACAUCUGAAGAGAACUGUCUGUGCGACUUUCACAUGGAUCCAUAGGUGGUUUGGAGCAAAGCUCACUUCCACUGUUCUGCCUGGCAUUGCCUACAGGCAUCAAACCCAUUACUGAAAAAGUUUCCAUAAAAUAUAUAAAUUUUUUUUUUUCGUUGAAUGUCUCCUUACGUGUAGUUCACAAAUUUCAACAAAAACAAGCAUUUUCUUCAGGUAUUUUAUUUAUUUAUUUAUUUCAUACUGCAGACCAAGAAUUGGUCCAAGCAGGACAGGUACAAGCGGUAGGAUAAAAGUACAAACACAAAAGAUAACAUAGGAAAAUAUUACGUAAUAUGGAAACAUAACAUCAAUAGUACGUAUCACCAAUUAACAGUACUGUAACAUGGGAAAAAAUAAUGUUAAUGGAAAUGCCAAAUAACAGUACGUAUCAAGGCUCUACGUUACACAAAAUUGGCUAAGAUCAGUUAGACGGUUCCAUUCUAACACAGUACGCGGGAAAAAGGAAAACUGAAACGCGUUAGUUUUAGCAAAGUACGGGGUUAAAGAAUGGGCUUGGUGAUGUCGUGUAUGUCUAGUGGACAGAGGAGAUAAAUAUGCAUGUGGGUCAAGGGCUAACUUACGAUUAAGAAGUAGGUAAAGAAAGUUGAGGCGGUUCUUUUUUCGUCGUAGUUCAAGUUUUUCAAUGUUGUUAGCAGCCAUGAGUUCAGACGGUGAGUCUGUACUUUUAUAUUUAGAAUAAACAAACCUAACUGGGUUUCUUUGUACAGCUUCAAGUUUUUUUAUGUUAGAUUUAGUGAAGGGGGUCCCACACAACACAAGAGUAUUCUAGUUUAGGUCUAAUAUAGGUAAAGUAACUAAGAAGUUUAAUGUUAGAAGGAGAAUUUCUAAGCUUAUGCUUUAGAAAACACAACUCACGAAAGGCGGCAGAACAUAUGUUGUCUAUGUGUAGGUUCCAAGACAGGUCAUCAGUUAUUGUUAAGCCGAGAUAUUUGUAGCUGGUUACCUGUUGCAGUGAUGAUGGGCCAAGGUUAUAUGUAAAGUCAAGAGGUGUUUUUGUACGAGUUACACAAAGAUAAACAGUUUUUUGUACGUUUAGGGCCAUACCAUGUUCAUUACACCAGUUUAAUAUGUUAUUAAGACUAAAAUUCAAAUUGUGUUGAUCAUUAGUACAAGUAACUUGACGAAAAAGCACACAAUCAUCCGCGUACAGUCUGAUUUGAGUUCCUGGUAGUACUACGUUAACAAUGUCAUUUACAUAAAGUAAAAACAACAAUGGCCCCAGAACACUGCCCUGGGGUACGCCUGAUGUUACGGGAAGAAAGCUCGAAUUGUUCCCAUCUACUGAAACAAACUGGGCACGUUCCGUCAAGUAGUCUUCAAUCCAUGCAAUAAAUAUAUCUGGCAGAUUAAUGUCCUUAAGUUUCGUAAUUACGGUAGUUUGUGACGAAUAACUUUGUCAAAUGCCUUACUAAAAUCGAGGAAUAUGACGUCCAUUUGACCAUUAUUAUCUAGAGCUUCUGCAAAUGAAUGAACCACUGUGACUAACUGAGUUACGGUUGAAUAACCCUGUCUAAAGCCAUGCUGAAAGUUAGUUAGUAUAGAGUUUUGUUCGAGGAAUUCCGCACUGCGUUUAGAUAUUACAUGUUCAAGCAUUUUAGAAAUUGGUGAUGUUAAUGAGAUAGGACAGUAAUUUUCUAAGAGUAAAUGGUUGCCUUUCUUAAAGAUGGGAACAACACGAGCCCUCUUGCAAUCACUAGGUAGUUUUGCAGUUAACCGUGAACAUCGAAACAGCACGAUGACAAAAUGAGCAAUAAUUUCUGCAUAUCGGCGAAGAAAUACAUUAGGUAUGUUGUCUGGUCCACAAGAUGAUUUUGUGUUCAAGUUCAAAAUCAUUGAAACAACCCCAGAGUAUGAUAUGAAGUCAACGUCAGUGGGUUGAAACAAUCUUGGAUGAGACGUAGUAAGACUUGUCUUAGCAAAGACACUAUGAAAGAAGGUGUUAAAAUGCUCCGCAAUGACUUUCAGAUCCGUAACUGUUUUUCCGUUAACUAAGAUCUGUGAUACUUGCCUCUUGCCGUCGCUUAGGAAGUUCAAGAACUUAUUAGGGUCAUUUUUUAGAAAGUUUGGUAGGGUUGUUUUGAAGUUAAAAGCCUUUGAUUCACGUAAGGUGCGUGCCAAAUUUAUUUUAAGUUCAUGAAUAACAGCAAAUCGUGGGUUAUUCUUUUUCAGUCGUUUCAAUUUGCGUUUUAGAUGGAUAAUUGUUCGUGUAAUCCAGGGUGUGUUUUUAGCAAUCUUUUUACAUUUGGUCGGUACAAAGGUGUUUAUGCAGUGAUGGGGGGGGGGGGGGGGGCACAUUUCAGUAAAUCGGCUCCAUAGCGCAUCAACAUCACCCUCAUGUUCAAUAAAGUCAGUAUAACAACUUUCCAUGUAUUCUACAAUAGAGGCAUCGUUAGAUCUUGAAUAAUCCUUGAAGCUUCGUAAGGUUGCACGUUUGGGAGUGACACAGUUGAUUAGGGGAAUAGUAACACUUACAAGAUGAUGAUCGGACAGGCCCUUUUCGAUUAAAACAGUAUACUCAUAAAAAUCACGGCUUAGAAACACUAGGUCCAAUAUUGCAUGAGACGAACCUUGUUCACGAGUAGGCUGUUUGACCACUUGAACUAGAUCAUGAGUAAGCAUGAUGUCAAAGACAAAGUUAGCAUUUUUGUUCGAUUUGCGGCUUGCCUGAACGAGUUCCCAAUCAACAUUUGGUAAGUUAAGAUCACCUAUAAGAAAGAUUUUUUUAUUGUGGAAUUGUAUCAUGUGUUCUUGCAAUUUUAGCAAAUAUUCAGGCACAGCGUCUGGUGGCCUGUAGCAUUCAUAUAGCACAAAGCAGUGAUCCCAACAAGUUAUUUUAAUGCACAAACACUCAAGCUCAGCGACAUCUGCUAAAACAAUCGCUUGUAUUGAAGGCUUCAUAAGAAUAGCAACACCUCCACCCUUACUUGUCCGGUCCUUACAAAAGACACUGUAACUCGGCGGAAAAACUACAUCAUCACUAAUUUCAUUUCGUAACCACGUUUCAGUGGUUACUGUAAUGUGUGGGUCGUAUUCGAGUAGUGUAGCCUUUUAAGUCUUAUCAUUAAAGGGCGAAGGACUUUUGGACCCUUAGUUGAAACACUUGUCAUGUAUAGUUGAGUUAUUUUCAUGGGAGGAAAUUAUUUUUUUCACCUGCUUGGUACUGACAUCAGUGACUGUGAUUUACAUUGGUGACUUUGCGAGAGGCCUGGACGGCCUCACAAAGCUAGCCCGAAGUUUGUAAGCUUUGUCAGGGCCUACAUUAACCUGAUGAAUGGUACCUAGAGCUUGAAGUGUACAUACUCUGUGAAGUGGGCUUGAUAAUGUACAUGAUAGACCCCUUUUACUUGCUUAACUUUUCCUGUUUGAUUACUGCAAAAAUUCAAAGCACCACUGCUGUUGCACAUUUUAAGCCUUUGAUGCACCUGGAUGUUUUAGCAAAAGCAGAUGCUUGUUUACAGGUAGCUAACGUGCAGCCAGAUUGUCAUGUCGGUGUUGUUUCAGGAACAUUUUACUGAGUUGGCGCUGUUUAGAGCACCUUCAUGUUUCGAUGUUAUCGUGCAACCAAGGUUCUGUUAUACACCUUAAUUUCUUUCUCUUUUUUUUUUUUUUUUCUCCCCGUACCACAACAUACACUUCUGUACUGUUUGCAAAGUUAGCACUGUGCUUAGUGCGCAUGUAUACCUGGACAUUCAAGUUUCAUCAUUUCCCAGCUAAUGUGUGUUCUGUCACAGAAACAAUGGGACAUGGGCCGCACAGAUAGAUGUAGGCAACAGUGGUUUGUCAUGCCGCUUUUUGGCUCACAAAGCUAGCUACCUUGUCUUACAAGCCAACUACCUUGUCUUACUUUUGGUGGAACAACAAUUCUACAUGGUUUUCAAUUGCAUCGCAUCACACUGCGACUUCUUUUUUCUCUCUCUUCCUUUCAUUUGUACAUACAAGUGGCACCAUUCAAGAUCUGUCAUGAGUGUUAGCCAAAACAUUGCUGCUGUUCAAAGUUCAUUGUAGUCGUUGUAAAUAAAAUUUCAUAUAAAACACA